CUCGAGCACCUGAGCGCGGGGGCAUCGAGAAUGCGCCGUGUACUAAACUGAGCGUUGUUUACAUUUGUCGAAUGGGAAUAACUCUUGUGCCCUGACCUUUUGCCUCUCUUUCUAUGCGGUAGUCGGGACUGGCUGACCUGACUGGGGAGGACGAUUACCCCGCGUGCCAAGGGACGCCCCGGUCGUGGGUAUGACGCCCAAUGAGGGCCUGUUUCGCCGUAUGGAGAUAAAUGGCAUUUAAAUGCAGCUACUGUUGCACUUUUUUAGCUCACAAGAACGAUGUAAGGAGAAAACUGUUCAGCUAUCAAGCAAAGACAUCUUAGUACCAAGAUGACGACUUGUAAGGAGUUGCUUGCCGUAACUCUUCAUAGAUUUUCUUCUUGAAGUGUUUCAUUUUUAAGACAAAGAGAUACUACAGCAUUUUCGUAGCUCUCACUUCCUCAGGAAUUUGCAGUGAACUGUGUCAUUUGUAAAUACUAAUAAGUAAUAGAUAUCUAUAGCAAUUAUUUUGCUACAUUUUUUGCAUUUCAAAUGAAACUAUUAAGUUUAAGGGUAAUGAUAUUGUAACACUUAUUUGUGUAUGUAUACUGUGUGCGUGUGCAUUUCAUAAAGUCUUUAUAGCCAUUUAUCUUUUGACUUACAAUUUUAAAAAGGAACUGAUUGAAUGUAUAAUCUGUCAGAACUUUUCACGCAGUGGUGAGAUCUGUGUAAUUUUGUAAGAAAAUAAUUACAUUGUCGUGUUAGGGCUAUUACUGUUAGUUGUAGGCAAGGACAGGGAUAUGAGUGUGCAGUUUGCUUUAAGCUUAUAUAGCAGGACCUGUCAGGUGUUUACAUUUUUUCAGAAUUUUGCUAUGCAUGAAAUUAUUGUGUGUUUUCCUUACACUUGCAAAAUGUCAGACAUAUGCAAAAGUCUAUCAUUUAAACAAUAUGUUAGUAGUUGCAUACAUUGUAUGCCACUUUGGUAGAUAUGUAGAGGUUUUUCAUCAAAGUGACUAAGCUGAUAUGAUGUUCCAUGCUGACUUAAGUGGAAUUUCAACAGUUAUUCCAGGUAUACCGACCACCUCAAUUCAUGCCCACGCCUCAACCUCUAGCGAAGACAAACCCUUCAACUGCCCCGAGUGUCAUCGUGGAUUCACCCAAAAGGUUCAUUUGAAGACGCAUCUAAUGCAGCAUUCCGGAGAGAAACCAUUUGCUUGCGAAAUAUGUGGUAAAGGCUUCAUUCAGAAAGUUCACUUGAAGACUCACAUGGGUUUACACAUUGAUCAGAAAAUUCAUUCCUGUGCGCUCUGUGGAGAGGAGUUUCCGUUGAAGGAUCUUUUGACUGUGCAUGCGUUGGUCCAUGCCAUUGAGAACCCUUUUACGUGUAUUGUGUGUAAGAAAGAAUUCACUCAGAAGAUCCAUUUGGACACUCACGUGUCAGUGCACUGUAGAGAGAAACCUUUUGUGUGUACCCAGUGUGGGAAAGCAUUCAUACAAAAAGGACACCUCAAGACUCACAUGAUGGUGCACACGGGCGAGAAACCGUUUGGCUGUACUCAGUGUGGCAAAGGUUUUACCCAGAAGGUUCACCUUCAGACACACUUGGCAGUUCAUUCAGGUCUAAAACAGUUCAAAUGCAGUGUUUGUGAUAAGGAGUUCACCCAGAGAGGGAAUUUGGAUCGGCAUCUCAGAAUUCAUUCAGGGAUUAGACCUUUUAAGUGUGCAGUUUGUGGAGUAUCCUUUACUCAGAAAGCUAACUUGAAGUCCCACAUGGUUGUUCACGCAUUAAAGAAAAAAAACUCCAAUGAUACCGGGAACACAAAUGAUGUUCCCGAGGUAUAUAUUGCACAUGAUUCUGUUUUGUUGCCAUCAGAAAUUAAACUCUACAGGUGUAAUGUCUGCAGUAAAGAUUUUACUCGUAAUGGUAACUUGAAAACACACAUGUCUGUACACUCUGGAGACAGGCCUUACCAGUGUAGCAUUUGUCAGAAGAGAUUUACCCAGAAUGUUCAUUUAAAGAAGCACAUGGGUGUUCAUGCCGGGCCGACAGGUGAUGGCGGCUAUUUGUCCAGCGCACAAGUGGCUGAAUGCGUGUCCGGUCAUUUCAGUGACGGAGGUUCUUUAAACAGGAGUUCUCCAGAGUACAAUAAAUCCUCUCCUUAUUACGUCAAAGAGGAGCCACGUCCCGGGAUCAAAAAUGAAUCGGAUGAUUUAGGGGUUCAUGGUGAAAUGGAUGACCGACGCCCUGCUCGAUCUGGAAAGCAGGUAACCAACAGUUCCAUUGGUGUUAAUACUCAGGUAGGUGACCAAAUUGUUGGAAGCACCUUGCCUGUAAGGAGUCAAGCAAAUGAUCAUAUUGGAGCUAACAGUAUGGUUGAUAGAUCACUAGCAAAUGACCAUGUACCUACCUCUGUGGCUGUUAGAUCACAAGCAGGUGAGCCUGUUAAUUCAAUGGCAGCCAGAACUCAGACUAAUCAUUUACUCCCUCAUGCCUCCUUAAAUGCCCGCUCCCAAGCAAAUGACCUAAGAGCCCAGGCUACUGGAUACUUGGCAACUGUUAACUCUCUAGCUUCCCGAAACCACGGCACUGAAUUGCUCGCAGCCAAUAUAAUGGGCGUUAGGAACCCCGCCAACGGGCAGGUAGCGAUGAAUGCUGUAGGCCUCAGAGAUAUAUCCCUCGAAAAUCCCAUGAAUCGAAACCAGCUUGAUCCAGUGAAUGCCCUUACUGCUGACAAGGUAAAUAGUUCAAAAGAAAUCACUGCCCAUAAUAAGAAAUUACUGAUUAAUAGUUAUGUCUCCCCAUUUCCUGCGUAUCAUUAUCACAACCCAAUUGUCUUGGCUGCAAGAGAGGAGGUUAACAAGUACGAUGAAAGUAAUGUAGAUAUAUUAGGGUAGAGAUUUCUUCAAAAUGUUCUAGAGCAUCAAAAUAAGAAGUAUUGGAAUUCAAAACCACAUUUAUGUUGGUCUUGUACCCUCCUGUAUAAGAUAAAAAAGUACAGUAGUUUAGUAUUGUCUCAUGGUUACCCUUGUGUAAGUCAGUACGUACUGUACUACCCGAGACAGAGACAUCUGCCGUGUGUCACAUUUUUUUCUGUUCUUGUGCUACUUUGGAGUCUUUUACGAGGUGUGGCAAUCAUGACAUCAUGAAAUUAUAUCCUGGAAGUCAGAAGAGAACACAGAAAACUUGUGAUGUAGAACUUGUGCUUGAAUUGCAACACAAUUAUCCUCAAGAUGCACUCAAGCAAGGUACAGCAAGUGAACGUUAAUAACACCAAAUUUGGAGACAAUAUAGUUAAGUGAUCUAAGUGAUAUUUGCGCUCGCCUACAUAGGAUAAAAUUUGAAACUAUCCAGGAUAGGUGGCCAGCAUCACAAGAGAACAUUUCAGUUCUCAUUUAGUAUAAUGCAUGUGUUUCUUGUAGUGAAAAAAAAGCUAUGGAACUAAGACUUGUAUGUAAUAUAUUGCCAUUAUUGCAGUUAUCAUGCUAUGUGUUUGAUUUUAUACAUUUAAUUUUUUCUAUGUGAAAAUGAAAAAAUUUUCUGUGUACUUUUCAAGAUAAAUACCGAAUUCAGGGUAGAGGGACACGACUUCUUCCUAAGUGCAUUCAUUGCUGCUCUAUGAUCCUCAGUUUUUCAACGUUAUGUCUGUCGGACAUUUUAUCAUGAUUUUCCAUUAUAUCAGGGGGACUGGAUGACCCAGUCAAACUACCUUCUCCAUAGAUCUUGCCAAGGUGUGCAUGCCCAUAGCAUGUUCAUUUAAAAGGGGAUAAAAACAACCAUUGAGUCCUGCUGAGGCACACCCUGUUCAUUCAAAAUACAUGAAAGCACUUUGGCAGAAGACUUAUUUUUGCUUUGAAGCUGGUGGGUGUCUGUCAUGUAAUUCAUCACUUGGUUGAAGUGACCACAAUGCAUAAAUUUGUCAAUUUGUAAGUAUUGCCGUAGGAAUUUUAUUCAUUUGAAUUUGAAAUUUGCACAAAUGUAUAUUGUUUCCCAUAUUUUUGUAUGAAUUGUAUAUUUGUUGUGUUUUAAUUUGAAAUUGUUUUUUUUUUUUUUUUUUUAAUUUCAGUGAAAAGUUCAUGUAGUACCAUGUGAAUUCAUUUUAAAAGUAGGCUUGUGUAAAAAUGCCCACACUGUAUUAUUUUAGAUGCAAAGAGGAUAUGCACAAUUCAAGUGAUUGUUCAUUGUAAUUUGCAAGGUUAAUUAAGUUGUUCUAGUACCAGAGAGGAAGAGGGUUGUAUGCAGCAUCCAAUUAUUUUGUGCAAAGGUAAUUAUUCCUUACCCUCAGCAUUUUCUUCGUGUUAUCAGUCAUUAUGGAAAACAAUUUUAUUUCAAAUAUACAGACUUUUGAGAAGCUAGUUCCUUGGCCUAUAAGUUUCUAGUUGUAGAUAUUAAGGUAACUUGUAAAUAAGUUGUGUGUAGUCUCAUAGUCUAUUUUUAAAUACCGAAUGUCACAGAGCAAGCUCAGCAGGCUGGGAAGUGUUCGUACUUGGUUGAAAAAUUAUGCUGUUGUGAAAAUUUGCUUUGUGUUGAAUGCAACUUUAGUUGCUGGUACGAAACUGUAAUACAGUAAUUACAUCUCUUCCCAUGAACAGGCUAUACCUUGCAAGGUACAAGAAAACCCUGAUCAUUUUUUGCCAUGUAAGGUAAGGAAGCUUUCGAACUCCCAUGAUAGUUUGUAUUUAGGGAGCUGAUUGCACUGGAGAUCACAGUCCUGUCCUCUACUGCAAUGUACUCUUCUGUCCCUUUGCCAUAUAUAUAUAUACAUAUACUAAAUGUACAAAUGGUACGUUCUUGUUCCCAGAUGAGAGGUUUUUACAUUUUCUGUUUUGUAUAUUUGUUUUGUGGAAGCAUCCAGACAAGUGGUUUAGUCUCACAGCAUGAUCUUGCAAAAUCUGUUGGAAUAAACUAUAUUUGUUAUAAGAAACUAAUCUUGAAUGGAAGAAGUGUCAGCAUCACCUUCAUUUGUAGUUGAAGUUUGUUACUUACUGCUAUUGGUAUUUGCCUGUCUUCACAUUUGUUAGUACCAGUUAAUUAGGUAUGUGUACUAUCUUGUUUUAAUAAGAAUACAGUGUUUUUUCAUCUAUUUUUGGCCAGACUUAACAAUCAAAAUUAGUGUGCUCACACUAUCUAAAAAAACAUUUUAUUUAUAUAUGUAAUAUGCUGCAUCAAAAGAGUUGACCAUCCAUGAUGUUUCAUUUGGUAAAAAGAAUUUUAGCAACCACAUUAAGUUGCUUAAUUGAAUUAAAGAUUAUGGUAUGCUGUGGCACUACUAUGCUAUACUUCAGUGUUGAAUUUAUUGCUGAACUACUGUCUUUAAUCCAUAUUUGCACUUCCUUCACAUACCCCUCCACAGGUAAUGGUUAGUAACGAUGGUUCUUGAAACAAAAACAAAGAAUUUUAUUUACAACAUUUUAGUUGUAAGCAAUAUUUUUUCACGUAGACCUUAUUCCCAUUUUUUGGAACUUUGUGCUGGAUACUGCACAUCUUGUUAUGUUAGUCAAACUUAUCUCUUGGAUGCAGACAGACGCACACCUUUCUUACAUUUUGUACAGCCAAAAGUAGUAAGAGAAGACAUUCAAAAUGAGUCAAAAGUUAAGGUUGAAAUCUCUUCAAGUGUAUUGUAUAUUUACAAAUGCAAGUAAAAAUGUCAAGUUAAAAAUAUUCAUGGGGGUCAAGGAUUUCAAAUGAAUGAUAAAUAUUAGUGUUAUAAAAUGCUUAACAGCCGCUGAAAAUUAAUCUAGCUUGACCUACUUUUUUAAUAGUUUUUCUGGCAUACAAGGAUUUAUUGUUAAUUGCAGUUGUGGUACCAUCAGAUGUUUCUGUAUUCUUUGAAAUAUAGUGUCCUUUUAAAUUCUCCUUUCAAAUUUCACCUGUUCAUGGAUCCUUGUUUAAUACAUGCAAGUGCAGAAUCCAAAACAAGGAAAAUUUAAGCAAAAUCAGCAAGGUUCAUGAGUGAAGAAACAAUGUAAAGUUCCUGCCCAUAUCAACUUUACACAAACCAGAUACUUAUAACUCUACCAAAAAGUGUGGGCAGCAAUUAGUACAUAGAAGUUCUAAGGAGGUACUUUAUGUCAAAGCCUCUAAAACAAAGUUUGAGCAUAAAAUUUUUUUUUAUACUAUCCUAGAAGAGGAUGCAUAUAGACUAUGCACGCUGCCCUCAAUUAGUACCUUAUCCUGCACUUCUUCCUCUGCAUCUGACUUAACUGUCUCCAUUGUCUUGACAUUACCAUUUAAAUAUGCAAUUAGAUAGCUAAUGAAUAGAAAGAGGAAGCGAUCUAUUCGCUGAAAUACUGUAUGGUUGACAAUCAGGGUUACAGCCUGUCUGCAGUACAUCCUCCUAGAUAACAUGCAAAGCUAAAUUUCUUUACUUGGCAGCUUGGUGCAUCGGAAUCUUGCAAGUUAAUCAUUAAAAAUUGUUUACAGUGGAUGUUUUAGAAUGGUAUUUAGCCAGACACGUUGGCUUAUUUCCAAUCAGCAGGUUUUUAUUCAUAUGUGCAUCAAUAAACUAAAUUAUAAACAUUAUUAUUAUUGCAAAGCACAAACUGUAAUUGUAUAUUAAGUAUGAAAGUACUUAACACUCUCUCUCUCUCUCUCUCUCUCUCUCUCUCUCUCUCUCUCUCUCUCUCUCUCUCUCUCUCUCUCUCUCUCUCUCU
This is a messenger RNA of Macrobrachium nipponense, 6630 nucleotides long. Its product is annotated as gastrula zinc finger protein XlCGF57.1-like. Gene Ontology annotation, molecular function: RNA polymerase II transcription regulatory region sequence-specific DNA binding; DNA-binding transcription factor activity, RNA polymerase II-specific. Bases 1003 to 2874 code for a protein of 623 amino acids. NCBI's taxonomy places the organism in Eukaryota, Metazoa, Arthropoda, Malacostraca, Decapoda, Palaemonidae. The record is from RefSeq and is a predicted model, not a curated record. Gene Ontology annotation, cellular component: nucleus. The transcript is spliced from 2 exons. Gene Ontology annotation, biological process: regulation of transcription by RNA polymerase II.